This is a messenger RNA of Exaiptasia diaphana, 1241 nucleotides long. RefSeq lists its product as uncharacterized. The transcript is spliced from 8 exons. The coding region runs from base 34 to 783 and encodes 249 amino acids. The record is from RefSeq and is a predicted model, not a curated record. Lineage: Eukaryota; Metazoa; Cnidaria; Anthozoa; Actiniaria; Aiptasiidae.
CCAGCAUUACUGAUAACCUAACCCAGGGGCAUAAUGAUUUUAUUCACAGAUAGACUGCAUGUGAUUGAUAGCCUUCCUAAUGUCUGGAUGCUCGAUGGAAGAAUCAUAACAUCUGCUGAAAGGAAUCAAGUGAGACAGUUUUUCAAGGACAGUGCUCUUAGUGAUAGACCAGUGAGACAUAAACUGCCUAAAAAUCAGUUUGUACCAACAUCAUUGAAGAACAUUGCAAUAACAGGAGUACAUGGAUGUAGGACAGAUCAUCUCAUGAGGAACUUCCCUAACAAAAUGACCAUCAACAUAGACAUUGAUAAAAGAAGGUUGCUUUACUUGGCCUAUAACCUGCAGCAAGAUGUCAACUUAGAAAUUAAACAUAAAAAGAGUGAAAAAGUAAAACCAUCUAAAGUAAUAGAAUACUUAAUCAACUGUAGAAGGAAUGAUCAAGAAAGAUGCAAUAUGGUGUUGUUACUUCUCGUGGGUUCUUUAGAGUUUUCUAUUCCUCUCUCACUUGUUCAACACACAUUAGAAGUAGCAAGGCUCAGCAAUAUUGAGGAAAUACAAACAAUAGAUCUGUUCAUGUUUUCAAGAGAGACGCGAUGUAGAGUUGUGUCAUUGUUACUCUCAGCUGUCAAGAUUGAAAGAGACCAGUCCAUUGUAAGUACUAAAGAUUUAGUUAACCGAGUUAGUUACCGAGAAUGGAGGCAUUGCUUUAUACAGGCUGAGGGUCACAGGCUGUUUAUAGCGUACUGCCAACAGCAUAUUUUAUCAAAUGACAGCGUUAUUUAAUGUAAAAAAGAAUAAAAGUGCACAGAACUUCAAGCCGGGAAGAUACGGGUUUGUACUGCCCUGUUGUGAAAAGGUAUAAGGUCCCCAUCGCAUGACCAUUUUCAAGGGAUUUUUAAGAGAGCGAGUAGGGCCGAAAUAUGGGUCAUAUGAUAAAAUUCCUUAGUACUUAGUGAUAAAGUAGUUUUAAAUUGAAGUAACACUGCUUUGUGACACUUUUGAGAUACUUUAUACCAAAUAGUGCUGUGUUGUGAUGGCUUUAAUAAAUCAAACAAAAAAUGGUUGAUGAUCAUGAUGAAGAUUAUUGUAAAUGGUGAUGAUUUGUGAUGAGAAUGAGUUAAUGAUGUCAAUGAUAACAAGGGUGAUGUCAAUGAUAACAAGGGUGAUGUCAAUGAUAACAAGGGUGAUGUCAAUGAUAACAAGGGUGAUGUCAAUGAUAACAAGGGUGAUGUCAGUGAUAA